Messenger RNA from Monopterus albus (swamp eel), 2723 nucleotides. It is a transcript of the gene atp6v0b, whose product is annotated as ATPase H+ transporting V0 subunit b. Gene Ontology annotation, cellular component: proton-transporting V-type ATPase, V0 domain. The transcript is spliced from 8 exons. The record is from RefSeq and is a predicted model, not a curated record. The coding region runs from base 231 to 851 and encodes 206 amino acids. Gene Ontology annotation, molecular function: proton-transporting ATPase activity, rotational mechanism. Lineage: Eukaryota; Metazoa; Chordata; Actinopteri; Synbranchiformes; Synbranchidae. Gene Ontology annotation, biological process: proton transmembrane transport.
GAUAACAUAAACGUAACCGAACGCAGCCAGUGCCUGGUCACAUGCUUGUCAGGCUGGAUCAGCUAGUGUCACUUCUGCUUUUGAUGCUCUUGUUCCUUCACGGAGCGGUAGCGUUUCAUAAGAGAGAAUCAUUUCGUUAUUUCAGUCUCAUUGGUGUCAGAUUUUAACUUCGGGCCAAGUAUAUCUUGGUAAUCUUGCAGGUUCGGCCGCCGGAGUUGCUGUUGGAGUGAAUGAUGAACGGACACGCCAUUCUUUACACGGGGGUCACAUUGGCCUUCUGGAGUACCAUAACUAUCAUCGGAAUCUGCUAUACCAUAUUUGACCUUGGGUUCCGCUUUGAUGUGGCAUGGUUCCUGUUAGAGACUUCUCCCUUCAUGUGGGCCCUUCUGGGCGUUGGCUUGGCCAUAUCUCUGUCUGUGGUGGGAGCUGCCUGGGGAAUCUACAUCACUGGCUCAAGCAUUAUUGGUGGUGGUGUCAAAGCUCCACGUAUCAAAACCAAGAAUUUGGUCAGUAUCAUCUUUUGUGAAGCUGUGGCAAUCUAUGGGAUCAUCAUGGCCAUUGUCAUCAGCAACAUGGCUGAGAGGUUCACUGGAACCACGCCUGAGACCAUCGGGGCAAGGAACUACCAAGCUGGUUACUCCAUGUUUGGAGCCGGUCUGACUGUGGGUUUUUCCAACCUCUUCUGUGGCAUCUGUGUCGGCAUCGUGGGCAGUGGAGCAGCUCUGGCUGACGCCCAGAACGCCAGCCUUUUUGUGAAGAUCCUCAUUGUGGAAAUCUUUGGCAGUGCUAUUGGCUUGUUUGGUGUCAUUGUAGCUAUUCUGCAGACAUCAAAAGUAAAGAUGGGUAACUAGAAGAGGCAUUCACAUGCCAAGAAGAUACACUGCUGGAAAAAUAAGAUGGAUUAUUGUGUAUAUACAUCGUAAAUUAUUUAAAUGUCUAUUUGGCUGGUAUUAUUUUUAAGCACCAUUCAUACAAGAGUGGUACCUGCACGUUAAACCCAUUUGUCACAUUACAUGACUAAUGAGUGAGAAAAUGGGGAGAACAAAAAAUGAUGCCACUACAUUUCUUGUGGCAGUUUGAUAUAAAUGAGUGAACUCUGUAUGUCUCCCAGUUGUUUAGCUUGAUGACUAGUACAAAGAAAUGUAGACGAUGUGAAGGAUUUAGAGUGAAGUCGUAUUUCCUGUCAUCAGCUUUCACUCAGAAUUGUGGUAUUUAAGUGACUUUUUUUGACCACUCUUGGAUGAAUGAUGAGUUUUUUGAUAUUUUGGUGUGUGUGUGUGUGUGUGUGUAUGUUUAUGCUGGACAUGAUCCCCCCACCCCCCCAAGCAUGAUGGUGUUUACCAUUGUGUUUGCCUGGUCUACCUGAGUUUUUGUUUUUCUAACUGUACUGACCCAAAUACAGUAUUUUUUCAGGCUUCAUUACUGUAAAAUUGACAAGAGAAUCUGAGGUUUGAGUACUCAUCUUGAAUUGAUAAGGUCACAGGACAGUUGGACAAGAUUUUUGACAAGUCAAAUAGUCAGAUUAUAGCAGACCUGCUCAAAAUACAUCAUUGUGUCAUUCAUUUUCUUAGUUCCAAAAAACACGAUGGCACUAAGAAGUCUACGAUUAAAACCCAUAACACUGGCUUUAAGAAAACCUUGUGUAAGGUCAUGUAUGAAAGUCAGAACUAUUAUCUUCCCAUUCUCCAGGCAUUGUUCUUUGACAUAAAAAGGGAUUUUAUUUUAGAGAGCAGCUCAGUUAUUAAUAUCCAGUGUUGUAAUUAAUAUUUGCUUUAGCAUCACCUUUAUUGAGCUAGAGGUCUUUAGGGAAAAUAAUUUUGUAUAGACUGGUCUUCAGACUUCAAUUUUAUGGUGGUCUGCUACUCAGAGCUGCAGACUCAUUACAUAAACAGAUUUGGAUUAUUAAAUACCCUUAUUUUGCACAGACGUCUCAGUUUGGAAUGUACACGUUAGCAGACAUUUGGUAAUGUUCUAUAAAAUGUUAACUGUUCAUGUCUGUUUCCCCAGAUUAUUUCUGAACAUUCCACCAUGUUUCGUUCAUGUCUUGUUUGGGUAGUCUUCAGUUUGAAUGGCAGACAAAAUUAGACUCGUGCUACAUCACAACAAAGCCAUCAUUAAAACUUUAUCAUAGUUUGAAUGGCUGUUCUUGUCAGCUGGUAGCAGUACAGUGUUUCAGCUGUAUCCUGUUGAUUUUAAUAUAGAAAUCUGGGUAAGCAGAUUCUUUGAGUCUUCUGAACUGUUGGCUGUUAGCUGGGCAGCAAGUGAGAAAUGAUGCAGGGCUGGGUCUAAUGUUUGAUGGUGAUGUGGAUGGAAACGCAUUUAUCCUUGAUUGAUCAUUCCGCAGAGAUUGCAGACCAUGACUGAUUAUGAGUGGCCUCACAUCCUUUGUAAAAUUUCCUCAUUCCUUCUUGUGAAGUUCUGAAAGAAUAUAAACUUAUGUGGGGUGGCUGAAUAUCAUACAUCUAGAACUGGCUUCCCAGAGGUAUCUAAGCAGCAAGAUCAUCUUUGCCUUUCUAAUUAUUUUAUAACUCCUACUAGGACAACGUCUAGGAUACCUUUGGUGAACCGGGUACUGUACCCCAGGGUUUCAGUGACUGUGUUUGACACUGUGCAUUAUGUUGAUGUAGUGAUCAGAAAAUGUUUUUCCUUUGUGUAUAAUAAUAAACAGGCCUUCCUCCUGGAUUCCUAAAUGUUCUUGAGAAAAUAAAAUUGUCCAAUCACCA